Messenger RNA from Globicephala melas (long-finned pilot whale), 5237 nucleotides. It is a transcript of the gene FBXL17, whose product is annotated as F-box and leucine rich repeat protein 17. Gene Ontology annotation, cellular component: SCF ubiquitin ligase complex. The record is from RefSeq and is a predicted model, not a curated record. Gene Ontology annotation, biological process: SCF-dependent proteasomal ubiquitin-dependent protein catabolic process. Lineage: Eukaryota; Metazoa; Chordata; Mammalia; Artiodactyla; Delphinidae. Gene Ontology annotation, molecular function: protein binding.
CGCCAGCGGAGCCGCAGUUAAAAUGGUCCGAGCCGGACCCCGCGUUCCCCCUGCAGCCGUACUGACUGACUGAGCCGGCAGGCUCGCUCCCUCCGUCGCGUCCCCAAAGCUCGCGCCCAUCGUUCUCCCGGCUUCCCGGGGCAAAGCAUGUAGCCCCCAUCCGGCGCCAGACCGGCCCGCAGCUGACGCCCACCCCCCCCCACCGUCGCGUGUGUGCCCGUGUGUGCGUGUGUGUGCGUGUGUGUGCGCAAGGCGGGCGACCCCGCCGCCCGCCGCGGGCCCGAGGCCCAGCCAGAGAGGGGCCUGCCUCGCUGCCGGGAGCCCGGCUGUCCGGGCCUCCCUACUUCUCUAUCCCGGUCCCCCUCCUCGGGGCCUUCUAUAUGGGCCACCUUCUCUCGAAGGAGCCGCGUAACCGCCCAAGCCAGAAGAGGCCUCGCUGUUGCAGCUGGUGCCGCCGCCGCCGCCCUCUCCUCAGGCUGCCCCGCCGGACCCCGGCCAAGGCGCCCCCCCAGCCGGCGGCGCCCCGGAGCCGGGACUGCUUCUUCCGCGGGCCCUGCAUGCUCUGCUUCAUCGUGCACAGCCCCGGCGCGCCCGCCCCCGCCGGCCCAGAGGAGGAGCCGCCGCUCUCGCCGCCGCCGCCGCGGGACGGGGCCUACGCCGCGGCCGCCUCCUCGCAGCACCUGGCGCGGCGCUACGCGGCCCUGGCCGCCGAGGACUGCGCCGCCGCCGCCCGCCGCUUCCUGCUAUCCUCGGCCGCCGCCGCUGCCGCCGCCGCCGCUUCGGCCUCGUCGCCCGCCUCCUGCUGCAAAGAGCUGGGGCUGGCCGCGGCAGCCGCCUGGGAACAGCAGGGCCGGAGCCUCUUCUUGGCCAGCCUGGGGCCCGUGCGCUUCCUGGGGCCGCCUGCCGCCGUGCAGCUCUUCCGGGGGCCGCCGCCGCCGGCCGAGCCCCCCACGCCUCCCGAGAUGGUGUGCAAGCGGAAGGGGGCCGGGGUCCCCGCCUGCACCCCCUGUAAGCAGCCCCGCUGUGGCGGGGGGGCCUGCGGCGGCGGCGGCGGCAGCGGAGGAGGAGGAGGACCUGCGGGGGGAGGCGCCUCGCCGCCGCGGCCCCCCGACGCCGGCUGCUGCCAGGGCCCAGAGCAGCCACCGCAGCCUCUCUGCUCCCAGCGCUCCUCUCCCACUUCGGAAGGUGCCCCCACAGAGGCCGGUGGGAACGCCGUCCGAGCGGGGGGCACCGCCCCCUCGCCCGCCCAGCAGCACCACGAAUGCGGCGACGCGGACUGUCAGGAGACCCCCGAAAAUCCGUGCGACUGUCAUAGGGAGCCAUCCCCCGAAACCCCAGACAUCAAUCAGCUGCCGCCAUCCAUCCUGCUCAAGAUAUUUUCCAAUUUAUCCCUGGAUGAGCGUUGCCUUUCUGCAUCAUUGGUUUGCAAGUACUGGCGUGACCUUUGUUUAGAUUUCCAGUUUUGGAAGCAGCUGGAUCUUAGUAGUCGUCAGCAGGUCACUGAUGAAUUAUUGGAAAAAAUUGCAUCAAGAAGUCAAAAUAUAAUUGAAAUCAACAUUUCUGAUUGUCGCAGUAUGUCGGAUACUGGCGUGUGUGUUCUAGCAUUUAAGUGUCCUGGACUUCUUAGGUAUACAGCCUACAGGUGUAAACAGCUUUCUGACACCUCUAUUAUUGCGGUAGCUUCUCACUGUCCUUUACUUCAGAAAGUUCAUGUAGGCAACCAGGACAAACUUACUGAUGAAGGACUCAAACAGCUGGGCUCAAAAUGCAGAGAACUCAAAGAUAUUCAUUUCGGCCAGUGUUACAAGAUCUCAGAUGAAGGCAUGAUCGUCAUAGCUAAGGGCUGUCUGAAAUUACAAAGAAUAUACAUGCAGGAAAACAAAUUAGUGACAGAUCAAUCGGUGAAAGCAUUUGCUGAGCACUGUCCUGAACUUCAGUACGUUGGCUUCAUGGGUUGUUCAGUUACUUCUAAAGGAGUCAUUCAUCUAACCAAGCUAAGAAACCUUUCCAGCUUGGACCUACGUCAUAUCACUGAACUGGAUAAUGAAACCGUGAUGGAAAUUGUCAAGAGGUGCAAAAAUCUAAGCUCUCUCAAUCUCUGCCUGAACUGGAUCAUAAAUGACAGGUGUGUGGAGGUCAUUGCAAAGGAAGGACAAAACCUGAAAGAGCUGUAUUUGGUGUCCUGUAAAAUCACAGAUUAUGCACUGAUAGCCAUUGGGCGAUACAGCAUGACAAUAGAGACUGUGGAUGUUGGAUGGUGUAAAGAAAUUACAGACCAAGGAGCCACCCUGAUUGCACAGAGCAGCAAGUCUCUGAGAUAUUUGGGGCUGAUGAGAUGCGAUAAAGUCAGUGAAGUGACAGUGGAGCAGCUGGUGCAGCAGUACCCCCAUAUCACCUUCAGCACCGUCCUGCAGGACUGUAAGAGGACCCUGGAGAGAGCCUACCAGAUGGGCUGGACCCCCAACAUGUCUGCUGCCUCCUCCUGACAGCCCUGCCCACGCUUGGGUCCAUGUGGAUCAGCCAGCAGGGCGGAGAGGAAUUGUAGAGUUGGGGUGGGUGAUCUCUUGCAAAGGUUUUGACUGUCCCAUGUCUCCAUGUGUACCCGAGUGUGUUUAUCUGUGUCUCGUUUGCAUACUGCGUAGCGUAAGCUCAAUUGCUAUUUUGUUCCCAGGUGAGCUGGUUUUUUCCUUAAAUAACGAUUUUGACAGGCACAGACCUUUAGUUUUUAAGUUCAAAGGCUUAUUUCUCUAAAAAAAAAAUUUUUUUUUUUUUUUUUGCUGUAGAAUCAAAAAAAAAAAAAAAAAAAGGAUCCAUUAUUUUGAGCUUCUAAUGACUGCCACUGGAGAUGCCCCCAAACGAAGGCAACUGCCUUCUUUUUUGAUGGGAAAGAAUUGUGCAAUUCUACUGAUGAUGACUGGAAAGGAGCCACGUUGCGCUAAUUAGAAGCCUGGAAACUAGUACUUUUCAAGAUUUCAAGCACGUACACACAUAUAGGUUCUCAUACUCUCUCAUACACACACACACCCCCACAGCACUUUCUUUCUAGAUCAUUUUCUGACACAGGGGCCUUUCUCCAGGCCACUGAGGGAGCAUGGCAUCCACUGUCACUCUGCCUAACUCACUGUCCCCACAGGUGGCCCAACCUGCUUGUCUGGUGGGCCACUUAGGGACUAUAGGGGACAAAACCUUUUGUGAAGUUUUCAUAUGGAGGCAACAAUCUGAACUCCCCUGACCAGCUCACAAAAGUUAAUUAUUCAUUAUUGUACAAAAUUCUGUUGAGUACUAAGUAUUUUGAGUUUCAUGUUAACAUUGUAUUAGCUUUUAUGAUACAAUGGAUAGUAACUGGUCUGGAUAUGUUUUAAUGAUAUUUGGAGCUACUCUUAGCAUUAUCCACAUUAAAGCCACCAGUGUAAUUACUAGUGUGCAGUUAUUUAAAAAAAAAAAAACUCUACAGAUCAUUUAAUUAUUUUUGUUAAUUUUGGUAAUUAUGAAAGUAUAUUUCUGAGAUUUGGGGCUAGUCACGUUAAUAGAAGGUUAAUGAGUGAGAUAUGAGUAGACAAUCUUUCUAUUAAGUUUUUUUUCUUGCUUUGGGCUUUAGAACAGAUUUUUUGGAUAUAUGCAUGUUAUCAUAUUUUGAAUAAUUGUUAUGCUAUGGCAAAGAUCUGUUGCUGGUUAAUGUAUGAGUUAAGAAGAAAAAUUAGAAAAUCUUUUCAUUAAGCUUCUGUUUACACUUGUCAGAAAUAAGCAUUUCUUUGUUUAAUUAAAGAUUGCCAGUUUUCAGUUUAGACGGUAUCUAUUAGUAAAUGAAUAUAUGUUUUGAUUUCACACAUCUUUAUGAGUAAUUCAUAUUGGGGACUCAGGCUCAAAUAACCUUUCCUAUGUCUAGAUUUAUAAUCAAGACAGCAGGGAGGCUUUUUAAGCUAAAGAGUGAUUGUCUUUCACAGUAGAGUUAGAUAUACAAAACCCUGACUUGUGAGUUUGCUAUUUAUUCUCUCCCAAUGUGGACAUAACUGUUUUUUGGUCUUUAACAGAUAUGCUAAGAUUUGAGAUUCACUUUAUAUAAGUCCCAGUGUUGCUAAAAUGAUACUAGCUGUAAGAAAUGAAAAAUAGCUUUACAUUCAAAUGCCGUUCACUUAUUUAUAAUAACUCUUUUUGUGUAAACAACUUUCCUUUGAUUAUGUCGACCUGUUUCUGAUGUGGCAUGUUUUUGCUUUUAAUCCCAAUCAGUCUGGAAAAUCUAGUCACUAAGCACCGAGAGUAUUUUUUCCAUCACUAAAUGGCUUACUAAUUUAAUUUCAAGGGAAUAAAAUUUAUGUAAGAAAAAAAAGCUGUUUACUAUUAACAAGCUGUAAUUCUUCUUAAACGUUAAACUGUCUCCCCUUCAUGUUCAUUUCCCCACUACUGAAAACGAUCUUAAUUCACAAUAUUUUAACUGAUUUUUAAUCCAAAACUAAUUUAUAAGACAAUAUGUAAAGUAAUAGUAGCUUGAGUGAAUAAGCAAAAGUUUAAUUUUUAUAUAUGUCACACUAUAUUUUAAAUAGUUAAAAAAGACAAAAGGAAGGAGAACCAUCAAUGAUAUAGGCGGUGCCGUUUCAGUCCAAAGUUGUGAUAAUCCUUGGAAUGUCACAGUUUGGUUGUCAGAUGGUUUCAGAAGUGUGUAAUCAAUUUUUUUUUUUAAUGUUGCGUUGUUUGAAUCUCAAGUACAGCACUAUAACAUGCUUUAGCUUGGGGGUGGGGGUGGGUUGGGGACUUGCACUUAUUCUUUAAGAUGUUGACUAAUCCAGAAAGCCUGAUGCAUUAUAACCUGGAAAACUGCUUUGGUGUGUUUGUAGGAAUCUGUAGAAACAUCACAUCCAGCCUCAAAGCAUUAAUCACAAAAACAACCAGAAAAAGCAUCACCUUGAAUGAUGCUGUGAUGGUUGUUGAAUGUGCUCUCAUUAGAUGCUUUGAAAUAAGGCUUAAAAUGAUUUUUCUGGGCAAUAUAGAGUUUCUUUUUUUGCUUAGAAUGUCAUAAAUAUAUGUGAACAUGUUUAAUGCAGGGCUUUUUAUCCUCUCCAAAAUGUCAACAGUAUUUUCAGAAUAAAGACUAUGAAAUAUAUUGCUGUGGUGGAAAAUUCUGGUCCUUUGUCUUUAACGUCUCUUUGAGUGGAUAAAGGAAAUUCAUCCAGUUUCGAGUUUCUAUAUUUCUGUGAAUCUUUUGACCUUGCAAUGGGUUGCAAUAAAAGAGAAAGAAAACA